UUUAAAUAAGAUACAGACUUUACUAAACCCGCAGAGCAAAGUUUGAGCUCAGUCAUUAAUCUGAAGACGCUUGGUUACAAAAGUAGAGACAGAAGUGUAAGAAUGGCUAACCCUCUCCCGGCUGUUGCAUUUGCUAUUGGUGUUUCUGCAUUCCUCUUUAACUUUGCAAUCCACAGAAUUGAUGAAGGUCAUGUUGGUGUGUAUUACAGGGGUGGUGCCUUAUUACAGUCAACCAGUGGACCAGGAUUCCAUGUCAUGGUUCCAUUUCUAACCUCAUAUAGAAGCGUACAGACCACAUUACAAACAGAUGAGGUUAAGAAUGUGCCUUGUGGAACAAGUGGAGGAGUUAUGAUCUAUUUCGACAGGAUAGAAGUUGUGAAUCAACUCUCACAGAGUGUGGUUUUUGAAACCGUCAAAAAUUAUACAGCGGACUACGAUAAGACACUGAUAUUCAAUAAAGUCCACCAUGAACUCAACCAGUUUUGCAGUGCUCACAAUCUCCAAGAAGUCUACAUUGAACUUUUUGAUCAAAUUGAUGAGAAUUUAAAGAGAGCAUUGCAAGAGGAUUUAACUAGCAUGGCACCAGGUCUUACAAUUCAGGCUGUCCGUGUUACUAAGCCUAAGAUUCCUGAGAGCAUUAGGAAAAACUAUGAACUCAUGGAGAAUGAGAAGACCAAACUACUUAUUGCUGCCCAACAUCAGAGAGUAGUGGAGAAAGAGGCAGAGACCGACAGGAAGAGGGCUGUCAUUGAGGCAGAAAAGAUCGCUCAGGUUGCUGAGAUCACAUUUUCACAGAAAAUCAUGGAGAAAGAGAGCGAACAAAGAAUAUCCACAAUUGAAGAUGAAACACAUGUAGCCAAGAUGAAAGCCAGAGCUGACGCACAGCUUUAUACAUCUGUCCAAGAAACAAAAGCUAAUCAGGAGAAACUCACCCCCCAGUAUCUUGAGAUGUUGAAGUACCAGGCACUAACAGCCAACACUAAGAUCUACUUUGGCAAUGAUAUCCCUAACCUCUUCAUGAUGGGAAACAACCAGGAAGAACCAAAGGCUGUGCCAGCAGCGGCAGCCUUUGGCUUUGACCAAGAUUCCGUUCAUUCAACAUCAUCAAGCAAAAAAGCAGAGACCAAAUCCAAAUCAUCAGGGAAAUCACCUUCAUAAUCCAUAGAGGACAAAUAGGAGCAGCAGAACACUAUCUUGAUGACACGAAACUACAGGUAGCAUGAAUUCAGAUUCCAUACAAAUCUCCAGGGUUUCAGUAUGCAUGCUUGGUCUAAAACACUUUGUUCCAAUUGCAAGAAGAACUGUCUUUAGUUAGGCUAUUUUGGGGAGGGGGAGGGGGUGCUGUUUUAUAAUUUCGAUAGAUCAAACUCAAACUGUAAUCGAUCUGAAAUCAAUUGAUCAGUCACAUUUUGAAUGUGGAUUAGAUAUAUCACAACUCAAUGUAAAGGUUUCAAAGUACACCAUAUACUGUAUCUUUUGUGGCCAUCUGUUUGGUCUAUGAAGAGACAUUGUAUACCAUGAAGCCUCUACGUUUAUUCAUUCUCCAACAUGAAAACUUUCAGGAGUUAUUUCGAUUGCAAAUCUUUGUGAGAUGCGUACCUGGUUUCCAUUGCGUUUCGUCGCAAUGGCACUUGGUCUAACUGCAAUUUAGUCAUACACCUAGAUGGUCUCAUUUCCAUUUCGUUUACUUUUUGCACUUAUAUGAAUAGUGGGUUCAUCUAAUCCUGUAGACCAAAGCCUGGCACACACUAUACAUGUACGGUCUGUUGUGAUCUGAUUUUAAAUUAAAUUUUAAUGGCAUUUGAUAUGAACAUUCCAGCCUUUAAAAUCUUCAACAAUCAAAGUUCCAAAAAGUUGUAUGAAUGUAUGAAUAUUGAAAUGUAAAUUCCAGUCAAUGUAUAAUUUUUCUUUAGAGAUAUGAGCAAAUCCAAUCGUAAAUGACAAUAGCAUCAUCAUCGGCUGCGACUCGAAACCGAUUUGGCCUUUACUCCGACCACGUAGCUUGCAGCAAAGCAAAAUAUGAAUUUUAAUAUUUCUAGUAUUAUGCCGAACUUCAAAUAUGACUUUACUUCUUGGGACUUACAUAUGUCAUGUAAAAUGCAAUUUGUUCGAAAAUCGCGUCACAACGGAUGGUUUAGUGUGCACUGGGCUUUAGCGGUGUUAGUCCAAGUAGGUUAUAUACAAAUUAUGUAUAGUCUAAACAGGAAUUGGUUGAGGUGGUAAAUGGGCUGUGGCAGUUAGACCAAAUGGUUUGUUGACAAACUUGUCAAAUAUAAAAUAAGAUUAGACUGUCUGGGAUGAUACCAGGGUCCGUCUUACAAAGAGUUACAAUUGAUCCGAUCAACCUCAAUGCUAUAGAAUCCAUAAUUGUCAUAAUAUUUUCUACAAGAAAUUUGAACAGUGUACUUUGUAAAUGAAGAGAAGCACACUGAAUUUUCAAGAAAACAAUGAAUGUAUGAAUAUACAUCAUAGUUAGAAAAUAUUUUGAACAAACAUGCAUUUUAGAUGUUGACUUUGCUGGCUCUCCAUAGUUGUGGUUGAUUGGAUCAAUCGCAACUCUUUUUUUGUAAGACGGGGCCCAGAUGGAAAGAAGACUGAGUGGUUGUAGACCAUGUGGCAAGUUACCCUUUUUGCUAAGUAGUGCAGCCAUAAUGAAAUAGUUGUGAUGUUUAAUAAUGAUGUCAAUCCAUUGUUGGUCCAUGAAGAGGAAUUAUGAUGUUUGCCAGAAUUCAUUUCUGAUGCAGAGCUCAUGCUUGGAAAGUUUUGACUUGUAAUGCAUAUUAUUAAAAGGGAAGCCCACCCUCAAAACAAGCUUUGUUGAAGCACAAAAAAUAUGUGAACAUGUCAGAGAAAAUUUGGUUAAGAAUAAAAAACAUUAUUCACGUUUUUAUUCAAAUAUUCCAUAAUAUUUUGGUUUCACUUGUUGGUUUGUACUAAAUCAAGAGUUUUUUUUUUCUUGGGGGGGGGGUGGACAUCUCUUUUGAAUAACUUUCAGUAUGUCUAUUGUUUCUCUGAUGUUUAAUGAUUAAUGUUAAGUGAUGUAUAUCGAGUGCACAGCACUCAAAUAUCAUUGAAAAUCAAGAUAUUUCUGAUUGUUUUAAAGUCCUAAUGCACAUAAUAUCUUUGAAUUUCCUGUGUGUUCACUUUUAUGUCAUGAAUGUUUGCUGCUUAGCAGAAAAAUGAAUGUUCGAUUUGUGAAGUAUUAUUAAUCUUUUGAAAUCUGUAUCUAAUCAGUAGCGAGUACUGACAUUUUGCCAUUUUAAUUGGUGUUAUUAUAUUUUGUCAAUCUUGAUCUUUUCAAAUGAUUUUGAAAAGUUUACAAGGUGAAAGGGUAAAUUAUUGUUGAAAUUGUUUUUCUAGUUUUUACUGCAAUUAUGUGUCCAUUAUUGUAGGAAUGUUGUCAAGCCUUUUAGAUGUCGAUGAUUAGACUUAGUGUUCAGAGGUUUUGAUGCACAAUACUUGCAAAUGAACAAACCUCAUGCAACAAAUGUAAGAAACACUGCAUAUGAAUAUAUGCCUUUUUAUUCCAAUAUCAUUAGAAGCAUCCUCUUUUAUUCCUUACCCCUAACAAAAUAUCAGGUGAUUUUUUUUUCUAUCACAGUAAAUAUAUAUUAGGUAAUAUUAUAAUUUUCUGUUCACCCUCUUUCCUUUUUUAACAGUUGAAAAUGAGAUAAUCUAAUGAUAAAUUGUUUAGGGGGCCGGGGAACAUUCUUUUUUCUGAAAGAAUUUCUACCCUCCCCCCACAUCCCUAUUCCUUACUCUGCAUAUUGCUGUAUAUGAUGUUUACUGCAUGGUAUGUGAAGUGUUCGUAUACCAUCAAUAUACUUAUAUUUACUACUGCUUUUUAUAUUUUGAUUUAUGAGUUUCGUGUCAUUCCUUAUAAGAUUUUGAAUGCAUUGAUUUUGUAAUGAAAUUAUUGAAAAGCUGAUUUUGGCUAUCAUUCGACUUCGUCAAUAUGAUUAACUGCAAUAAAUGUAUCAUUUUGUGUGUUAAAGCUUGAAGUUGAAGUAUAAUCAAGUACAUAUAACAAUUUUGUUGUAUAUUUUAUACUCAUAUCUAUUUUGUUCAGUCUGUCAAAUAUUGCAUGUAUUAAUACAUGUUUUAUGUUAUUCUGUUUGAGUGAACACACCACUUAAAGAAACUUAUUCACUUUUGAAAAUCUUUCUUUUCCUGAAAUAUGCAAAAUAACAGAACCUAAUAAUGUGGUUUAGUUUUCAUCACCAGUGAAAUGUUUAUGUUAAUAAUUCUGUUUCUUUUUAUGACUACCAUGAAUAUAUUGUUAUCUUUUGUUGCCUGUAUAUGUAUAUGUUUACAUUGUAUAUGUUUACAUUAUUCAUUUUCAAAAGGUAUGAACUUUGAUUAGUGAUUUAUUAUUCUUACAGUGACAUAAACUGUUGAUAGCAAUCAAUAGGAUGUAGGCUAACUUUAAUAUUUGCAAAUAGAAAAUAAAUACCAAUAGGAUGUGGAUUUUCUGAUAAAUUAUUUUGAAUGUUUGAAAAAAUGAUGUCAUCAAGUUCACAUUUUUGUAACAGUUAGAUAGUGUUGGUCAUUAAUGAUUUUUAGAAUCAGACAAUCAGAGACCUCCCUUUUGUAUGAAAGGUGUAUUGAUACUAGUUACUGGAGUUCUAUUAAACUUUUUGGGUUCAUUCGUAGACAUGGAUUAGAAAGGCAUAGAAAGGUAUACAUACUAUUUGUAAUAAAAGUACCAAUCCUACUUAUUUAAGUUGAUUAGAUUUAGUUUCACAACUAUCAAUUCUAUAUGCUUCUAGAAACGUUAAAUAAAAUGUAAUUACCUCAUUUGGUUUCAUGUAAUCAAUAAACUUAGCUUAAUUUUGAUGAUUUUUUUCAAAAACGCUGUUGUCAUUUUCUUUUGUAAUGUGAUUGCCAAUCAAUUUGCUAUUAUUUAUUAUUUUGGGAAUAAUUAUACAACAUAUAUUGUGAGAUAUUGUUGAAGAAUUUUUUGAGGAAAUUCAUAUGAUUUUGCAUCGUUGAUAUUAUCAGACCUGGGGCCUGUUGCAGAAAGAGUUGUGUUUAAACGCAAGUCAAAAUAUCAAGCGCAAGUCCCGAAUACGGGUGCUUCAUUGGCUGGAAAUCAAAUUGCACAAGAUUUUUGUUGUUGUGUGUGCUUGCUACUCUUUUUGCAAUGGGCCCCUGGGGCCUGUUACGUAAGACUUGUUCAUAUAGUAAACAGCGUUGUAUAAAAUCUUAAACAGCGUUUUUACUGUGUAAUGAUACAUUUGCAAUAACAGUUUAAAGCCUCUGAAAUCAUUCAGUUUGAUUAGCUGAGAGUGAACUUGUAAUCAAAAUUGUACUUUUUUCUAUUGUAACAAGUCUUUAUGAAACAGGUGUUUCAUAGAUGUACAUAUUUAUAUUGCAAAUCAUCAGCCUAGGGCGGGCAAUGUAAUAUGUCUUGUGAUUUAUGAAUGGUUGUGAUGAUACCUGCAUAUAUGCACUUAAUCUUUCAGACAGCUACAGUACAUUGUGUUUUUUAUGAUUCAUUUUAUGUUAAUUCCUUCUUAUGAUUUUAAGUUUUGUUUAAUAAGUAAAACUGAGAGUAGUAUUAUUAUUAUUUUUUUAAUUGACCAUAAAGAAGGCAAAACAAAGAUUCAAAUAUAUAUGCAAUUUAUGCAUUGGUGAUCCAAAUUCUUUGCCAAACAUCGUUAUUUGUUCUUCAAUUUUCUUUCAAGUUAUCAGUUCCCUGGAAUCUCCUCCUGCAUGGGCACUUUAACAUAAAGCAUAUUGAUUGAUCAUAGGGCUGUUUUAUGAUUGAUUGCAUUGAUUAGUGUGUAUGAUCAGUUAUAAAAAUCAAUUCCAAAAUCAAUCAUUAAGAUUUUUGUUACAGGGCCCUGGCAUUACUUCCACCUCUUGAUAUUUCAUGAAUAGAAAAAGUAUGAUAAUUUCCACAAUUUUGUCAACAUUGUAGUAGAUGUCUUACCAACUACUUUAUCUGUUUGGUCUGUUCAAAAUGUUUAAUAGGCAUUCUUGUUAUCUGUCCAUGACCCACCAUUAUGGUCACACAUGUCCAGGGGGUCAUCACGUGCCUUGAAAUGCUUUAAAAAAAAAAAUCAUCUUUGUACUGUUCACAAAACACUGUGUAGACUCAAUUAAACUUUAAGAUUUAUUAUCUUAAUUCAUAA
Lytechinus pictus (painted urchin) is the source of this 6137-nucleotide messenger RNA. RefSeq names its product erlin-2-like. The record is from RefSeq and is a predicted model, not a curated record. The transcript is spliced from 13 exons. Gene Ontology annotation, molecular function: cholesterol binding; ubiquitin protein ligase binding. NCBI's taxonomy places the organism in Eukaryota, Metazoa, Echinodermata, Echinoidea, Temnopleuroida, Toxopneustidae. Gene Ontology annotation, cellular component: endoplasmic reticulum; endoplasmic reticulum membrane. Gene Ontology annotation, biological process: SREBP signaling pathway. Bases 103 to 1158 code for a protein of 351 amino acids.